UAUCUUGUUUAAUGUUGAUACUGACCGGAGCAACCAAAGUAAACACACACAUGAAGACACAUUUGGGCAGCAUGGCUGUUAUGAGCAGGAAGUUUUUAAUUCUGUGUCAUGUAAACAGUGUGUGUCGGUCUUUAAACUCGUCAUUGUGGUACUCAAUGUGGUGCAGCAUUGUGAUCUUGAUAUACCUCGACAUUACAAAUAUUCUCUAUGCUCGAUGUACUAAAUGUAAGAAGCAUUUAUUGCUAUAAAAUUGAAACGGCAGUUAAACAUUCCCCAACAGAAAGCUUUAAACAUGUCAAGCUUCACAUUCACAUCAUCCAUUCAGUCUUUUUAACUUGUCACCCGUAGUUUGGUGCAGAUGUGCUGCGUUUAACAGUCUGUUUGUGAGAUUCUUAAGUUCCAGUCACAUAUGAAAACGAAGAGUGGCCUCCUCCUUCUGGAAUAAAACAUGGAAUCAUUUUUGGCCCUCUCCCUAGUGGGCUCUCUCCUCCAGUCUAGCAGCUGAGAAAGAACACUUAUCCUUCAGUGACGCGGACGAGUCCAUCGGUUUAACAUCGGAGAUCUCUGCCGCCUCCGUUUACCACAGAGGCCUCGGCGUGACGUCGGAGGCAGAGGGGUCGCUCGUCAUCAGCACCGAUGGUGCAACACCACAACAAACCCACCAACGUUUUGCUCAUAGGUCAUGAGCAGUCUUUCAAAGCAGGGGACUCAAAGCAAAUUGCCGCUACCAGCAUAACACAACCACAUCUCCAGCUGAACUGUCGGCACUCUAGUUGCAUUGUGGGUAAUGAAGGUGCCCCAGUUUUAAUAGGAAGAAAAUUCAUUCUGGCCUUUGGUCCAUCCAUCCAGGCAUUGUCUUCAAGGAACUGUGGACGGCAGGGUUCUGUUGGCUUCCUCAGAAUCAGUUACAACAAAGAACCCUGGUGGUUAAAAAUGCACACAUUCCACAUGUACCUCAGUUUAUUUACUGUUGCAAUGUAUGUUAACAACAGCUGACAGGAAGUGAAACAGGACACGAGCAAUUCCAAAGUAAUGCAUUUCAGUUUUUUUCUGCUUGCUUUUUUUUUUUUUGAAGUCCAAGACUUACAGGCUAUUAGUCCAUAGUUGAAAUCAAAAUACCGCCUGUAUUGAUGAAGGCAGAUAUCAAAGGCAAAGGUAAAGACAGAGAGAGGGAGUCCUAAAAAGAGGGUGGGGCUCUCCCCAACUCUCUCUCUCUCUCUCUUUCUGUUGUAAAGCCGAGAGUGGGACGAGGAAGAGAUAAAGAAAGAGAGAGAGGUGGUGAUGCACUAGUGGUCCACGGUAGUUCUACCCCUGUCAGAGGCUCUCAGUACCAUUGUGCGAAUCCGCCCAUCCUAGGAAAUGAGGGCUUCCUGUUGUUUUUUAGAGCCUUCCUGCAAAAAGGUUGAGAUAAGUAAUCCUUACCCACCAGGGAAGAAGAAGAAGAGCAGAGCGUUUUCAGGCAAAAUGACAGCCACUAGUUUCCCACCUAUGAUCUCUGGGUGUUUUAUAACUCUUCUCAUCUGGGCAGGUUGCUCAACAGUGGUUUGUCUGGUCAAUGAAAAGAUAACGGCGCCACCGGCCACCCCGACAGGGUAUUUCUCAACAGUGACGGAGGUUGCCAAUGCCACUUCAGAAACCCCCCCCUUGUCAUUUGCUUGUGGAAAUAACUCUGACACGUGUGGGAUUUACUGCAGAAUUUGUGAUACUCAUUAUCACGGACCAACCAUGGAUUGCCUUUCCACUCUGCUCCAAAUUCAAUGUAUCACGAAAUUUUAUGACGCAAUGGCAUCACUGAACAGCACUGAAUGGUGCACUUGGAGCAACGUGGGCGGUUUGUAUAGCAACCUCAGCCUAUGCACCGAGGAGAUAUCUGACUGUCUAAUGAUCCCAUGGCCCAACCCGCUGGUGGAACAGACCUUUGUGGAGAUCCACUCCAGCCACUUCAAGGAUUGUCCCUCGCAGGAGCUGAGCGACCCACCGCCGGUGAUUGUCUUUGCCCUGGUGAUGACUCCCAUCUGCUUGAUCCCCGUCAUGGUUAGCCUCGUCGUGCUCAAGACCAAGAAUGGGGAUGGCAGGCCCUGAAAUAUUCACAACCUCGUGGAAAUCUCUCAACAUCAUGAACGAUAUCGCAUUUCCAUUUUCCCCAACCGGAGGGCCACAGCUCGUCCACGCGCGCGUCGCAGCUGCGCCUUCACCUCCCCAGUGACUUUGCAGAGUAAUGAAAUAUCUUAAAUAUCCGCCGAGGAGGAACUGCAUCGAAGAGAUGACACAAGAGUGAAUGUCGUAAUCUGUGGCAUCACAAUGAUUGUGUCGACAACCUUACCCGAGGCAAACAUAGACAUACUGUGACAAAUUCCUGUAACAUACUGUGAGAAAAAGGUCUUGUUUUCAACCACGUCACUCAAGAUCUGAAUAUGUAUCUAUUCAUAACAAUUUGCACUCACUAUUCAGAAAACAGAGCUUGAUUUUUUACUGGAGAACCAAGUAUUCAGGGUUAUAAUGACAAAAGCUGUGUAGCUUGCAACAGCAAAGAUAAAAUGUGUUAUUGUUGACGGCCCUGAUUGUGCGCCGGACAGCAGUCGUGUUCAUCAAAGACGAGGUCAUUUGUAUUACCGAACCCCAGGACUCUCCUGAUGCAAUUGUGUCUUGCAGCCACUCUGCUUUGAGCUAGUAACUCGGCAACUUACUGUUUUUCAGUGUGAAGUUGACACAGAUAUGUGUCCAUGUUCGGUCUAUGAAUUGGAUCCUCUAUCUGUGAGGAGAAAGAACAGGAAAAUGAGUGUAGCGUGAUGCACGGGUCUGGUUACGUGAGUAGCGUUGCGUUCGAGGUCAGAGGUCACAGAUGGGACACAAUGCUCAGAAAGAGAGGUUUCUUUUCCUGGUAUUUUUGAACCUCAUGAAAUCCUUCAGCACUUUCCCCUCGUCCGAACGCCAACAAUCUUUCGUUUUCCAUCCAGUUUGGACGGACAAACACUGAGCAACAACACAAAGAUACAGGCGUUAUCUUUCGCCUGACUUAUGUCCUGUUCCGUAUUGAAUGACGAUAAAGCCAUAGUUAAGUGCUUUCAGAUUUAGAUCAAAAUGUGUAUUUAUAUGAUAUUUUAUAAUUAUGCCAUUGUCAGAACCUAGUGGACUUACUGUACCAUCUGAGAGAAGACAUUCUGCCGGCUCUCACACCAUUUACUGUAUGUAUUAUGAUAUACUUUUAAAAAUAUUUUAUACAAAUAAAUCUAUAGUUGGAAUGUCG
This is a messenger RNA of Gasterosteus aculeatus aculeatus (three-spined stickleback), 3247 nucleotides long. RefSeq names its product receptor (G protein-coupled) activity modifying protein 2 (gene ramp2). Gene Ontology annotation, biological process: G protein-coupled receptor signaling pathway; intracellular protein transport; regulation of G protein-coupled receptor signaling pathway. NCBI's taxonomy places the organism in Eukaryota, Metazoa, Chordata, Actinopteri, Perciformes, Gasterosteidae. The record is from RefSeq and is a predicted model, not a curated record. Gene Ontology annotation, cellular component: cell surface; membrane; signaling receptor complex. Gene Ontology annotation, molecular function: coreceptor activity.